CUCAACAAGCACGGCUUUCUCAAGCCAUAUUAGCCCAAGGUCAACAAGCCCAAGCUGCAUUACAGCAUCAGCAACAAGCUACCCAAAAUGUGACUGCUACUUUACAGCAACAACAGCAUUAA
Molecule: messenger RNA, 122 nt
Organism: Ambispora gerdemannii
Lineage: Eukaryota; Fungi; Glomeromycota; Glomeromycetes; Archaeosporales; Ambisporaceae
Source: the annotation of a GenBank genome assembly